AUGAUCAGUGUUUCAGAAACCGGGCGUAAAACCCCAAUGAGAAUAUACAUAGCAAAGAGAAAAAGUGAACCAAUUCCAUUUGAUGAUUCGAAAGGUUUCACAACUGAUGAGCUGAGACGAUUUGUUCGCGAAAAAACUGGAAUACAUCUACACCUGCCAGGAUGCGUCAAGGAGCUCGACAAACUUGCAGCAAAAUUUAUGAAAGCAGAUAAAGAAAGUAAAGAAGCAAUUUUGGAAGAAGCUAAGAACAUCAUGAAGGGCCUUGUUGAAAAGGACUCUGUGUCUGGCAAAAUUUAUAAAAUUAUUAUGGAGAAAGUUUUGGAAAAAGGAGAUGAAUUUACUAAAAUGGAAAAUGAAAGAGUAAAGAAACUUCUCAAUGGUAAAAUAUCAGAUGAAAAGAAGAAAGAGUUGGGCAUAAGGCUUAAUAUCUUACAAUCAUUCAAAAUUCCAUUAAAAGAAAAAAAUAUUGUGAGGAACGAUCUC
Molecule: messenger RNA, 483 nt
Organism: Iphiclides podalirius (scarce swallowtail)
Lineage: Eukaryota; Metazoa; Arthropoda; Insecta; Lepidoptera; Papilionidae
Source: the annotation of a GenBank genome assembly